Molecule: messenger RNA, 3392 nt
Organism: Odontomachus brunneus
Lineage: Eukaryota; Metazoa; Arthropoda; Insecta; Hymenoptera; Formicidae
Product: HEAT repeat-containing protein 6
Exons: 12
Coding region: 191-3352 (1053 amino acids)
Source: RefSeq, a predicted model, not a curated record
CUGUAGUCCUGUGUAGCUGAGAGAAUCAAAAUGAGCUUCGCGUGUCACUAACCACAAUAGACAUCGUUUUAUAAUUUUGUAUAACUGAGUGGCGUACAAUGACGGUUAGUGUAAAUUACAAGUUGGUCAUUAAAAUCGAUCGUAUUCUUUGAUAAUAAAAUUGUAUUUUAACGCACUGUUGUGAUAUAUCAUGGCCACGUUGCAUAUAAAUCGUACAGUUCGUGAUACUACAAUACAAUUUUUGUCAAUAAUUGAUCGAUUGUUAUUGUUAACUAGUACAAAACCCAGUGACAAGAAGCAAAUCAACGCAUGCCUGAGUGAUCUUAAUGAACUGGAUUACAGGUGGCUGGAUGUUGUAAAUAAUGAUCCCGUAUUGUUGUUAGUGAAUCAACUCUGUACAAAUAUUCUACCUGCAGAAACAUCCUUAGUCCAGAAUGCUUGUAAAUUUUUAUACAAUUUAACAGAAAGCAAUAUCAAGCUUCAUGGUCGUACAUUUGUUGCUUGCAAGCGAUGGAUCUUAGAAGCUUUAGAAUUUUCUGAGCCACUGGCACAAAUUAAUGUGCUGAUUGCAAUAAAGGGCUUCUUACAUGUUGGAUAUUUCAGUGAUGUUAAUCAAUAUGCACGAUUAUUACUCAAGGAUAAGGGUUUGUUGAUGAGACACUUGGAUCCACUAUAUGGUCCAUGGUCUGAAAUCAAUUUUCAUGCACUUGAAUGUUUAGAAGAAAUUGUGGUAAAUCAAAAUGACAGUAAUUGCCUAUCGGAUGAAUUUAUAUUUUUGAUAAGAGAUAUUAUUUUCAAGAUUCUAUCACUAUUACCAUGUCGGGAAGAUGAUAAACUUUAUUAUAGUAAAGUUAUACAUUUGUGUCUGCAUAUCUUGCAUUUUAUGAUGUUGGAGAAAUUGAUUCCCAAUACUCCAGAUUUUGUUGGAGAGGUGUUAGGUGUGGUACAAGCGUUCUUAUUUCAUGGCAUUAAGGAUUAUUCGGCCACGAGACCACAAUUACUUCGUCCUGCGGCGAUGAAUUUGCCGGAGCGCGUCCACGUGGUCCCAAAAUGCAAGAAUCUUAAGAACCACAAAGCGAGGCCGAAGAAGACAACUGCCAAGAAGAUUAUGUCUGGUGCGAGAAGUAAUGUUCUUUCAGAGCAUAUCGGAAUUUCUAAGUAUUCCAGCGACUCGGACACAUCGGACACGGAAGGCAACAAUUCCGUCCAUGUCGAUUCCAAAGUCAGAUUAGGAGCUGUGUGUUUGCUGCAGACUCUCGCGGAGCACACUCAGAGCAGAGAAAUCUUUGGAUAUUGGCCACAGAUUGUUGCUACCGGUUCACGGAAUGACGCACGAGUGUUGACGAGAAGCAUACUGGUGGAACCUGCGUCGAAAGUCAGACUAAAUGUACUGAGCACGUUGACCGAAUUGCUGAUGGGUGCCAGGCCGUUCCUGAUACAUGCGGAGGAUACCAAUUAUACUUCUUUCAUCACGUUUUUCGGCACAGUAUGUUUGAUGGUCAAAGAGCUGCACUUCACAUUAUCGUUAGUUUUGUUCGCCGAGAAAAACGUGGCCGUCUUGACUCAUGCGUUGAAGUGUACGGCAGCCCUUGUUCAAGGCACGCCGUACGAACGGCUGAAAUCCGGUUUAAUCAACAAAUUAGUUAGAAACUGCAGGCCGCACAUAUUUCACAAAGAUCCGACUGUGCGAGUUGCAGCAUUGUCCGUUUUCGAAGCAUUCGCCUCGAGCGAACCUAUCACUCCGGAGAUAUUAAAUAUAUUAGCUAAGCAGUCUGUGAGUGAUGCAGAAUCAGGAAGACUGCAGUUUAAUGAUAGUUUUGCUAGCGAUAUCGGGACGGAGGAAGAAGAAGAAGAAAUAGAUAUCGAAGAUAUCGAUAAUUCGGUGAGCAGCUCUAAUGAGGUCAAAACAUCAAAAAAUGAGAGGAUCAGUCUGUUGCUUCGUGUCUGCUUAGAAAAUAUAUCUAACAAGAUGAUCAGUACACCUGUACGACUUCAGUCUUUAAAACUCAUAGGAAGAUUGGCGUUUAAUACGGGCAAUCUCGUGUUCCCUCAUUUGGAGAAAGUUACCACAACGCUGAUCUCAGUUAUGGAAGAGUCAGAGAGUCAAGUGGUAUUACACGCGUGUCGGGUCUUAGAGAUCAUGUCCGGUUGUCUCGCAAACACCGAAGUCUACCAUAGCAAUGGCACAUUAUUCUGGAAUAUUAUAUUUGAAUCUAUGAUAUCACUCGCCCAAACAUCGCAGACUAUACUGCGAGAAGCUGUUUGUGACUGUCUGGGUAGCAUCAGUGGAAAUAUAUUCACUCAAUUGUCGAGGCAAAGAACUAUAUUAGUAAUAACGAUACUGUUUGGAGCAGUUCGCGACGAAGAGAGCGCUGUGCGGGCAGCUGGACUACGUGCGUUAGGGAUGUUAGUGACUUUGUCGGCGUUAGAAGACGAUACCGGUUUUCUCAUGGAUCUAGCUGACAUGGUUUGCAUGGCUUCUGACGACAAGAAUCUUGGUGUCCGUGUAAAAAGCGCUUGGGCAUUGGCGAACCUGUGUGACUGUCUCUCUAAGCAAAAGCAGUACGAAGAGAGAGAACCGUUGCCUUUAGAGAUUCUGUUACCUAAAUUAUAUCAAGUGUGUGUCAAAGCUGCGAAGGACAACGACAAAGUGAAAUGCAAUGCUGUUAGAGCGAUUGGAACAAUUUUAUAUCUUUGUUCGGAUAAGCAUAUACUUUCCGACACGGCAUUAGGAUUGGAUGCGCUCAUUAAUUGCGCGGUCUUAGGAAACGACAUGAAGGUACGAUGGAAUGCUUGCCGAGCUCUAGGAUUAGUUCUGGGUCACAACCCAGACUCGAUAUUGUCACCUUCUUGGAAGGUCCAAGUAUUUCCAGUGCUCACUAAUUUGAUAUGUCACAGUCCUAAUUUCAAAGUCCGCACUAACGCCGCAUGGGCAUUGUCUUCGUGUAAUCAUUACGGCGAAUAUACCGUGACAUUGUGGAGAAGUAUCAUUUCAGCCUUUGAUAAUGCUCAGCACGUUCCGAGUUAUGUAGAAUAUUCGCAUCAAGACGCGCUGAUUCAACAACUGUGUCUUACUCUCUGUCGCGUUGCCGCUUGCACAGAAGAAACCGAGUUGCAAAAUCUUUGGAUGGAAAUUGGCGAUCACGUAGGGGAAAUUUCUAAUUUCAUGAAAAAGUACCAGGAAACUGUGCUGCCUGAAAAACUGGGGGAUUUAAUCAGAGCAAGAGCACAAUUGGAGCAACAUGCGAAGAAUGCCCGAGACGUCGAAAAUCGUCAAAUCGCUCAAUCCUUGGCAAACAUAUUUGAAAGAACUAAUCGCUAUGACAAUUCAGAUGUGACACCUACAAUAUAAAUUAAUAAAAACAAGUAAAAAAAGAAAUAAAAAAUUUUCU